AUGCACCUCACCUCUCGAUACGUCACAUCGCUUCACAUCGCGUAUCCUAGAAUGAGCGAAACCGGUAUCAACUACACCAACAGAGACACUAUUACGACCCUGUACUUCCAGAAGCACAGCUCUGAAAAAUGGACAUAUCUACAUUUUUUGAAUGACAACCGCUCUACAAUUCUCACGUUACCGCCUUUUGCAAACACAUGGACUGGUCUUGAUGGUGCAUGGAGAACGCGUUUCCUACGGAUAGGCCGAACAAUGCAAGGAUGGAGUGACUUUAAGCGGAAGGUCAUUAUUUUUCUUUCUUCCUGGCAUGUGGUGGCAUGUGGUGUGGAAUCUCUUGGGAUAGUGGAUGCCGAGAGACUCUCUUCACUCCUCUUUUCGACAGUGGAUGCCACCCUUUUGAUUGAACAAAACCCAAAUAAACUUCGUCAGUUUUGGGAAACCAUAAUUGAAGACCGGAAAAGCAAGAUGAUGGAGAUGAAUGUUGCAAUCAACUAUGAACAUGCGAGCAUGCAUUUGCUGGAGCUUGCACGUGAAAAGAAAACUGAGGCUAUUGCAAGUAUUAUAGAAGAAUGUUCCAAAAAUCUUGACAGCGCAGCAAGUGUCGACGAGGGGGAAGAGCGGGGCGAGCCAAACAAGAAACGAAGUAGAUCUGAGAGAAUGCCAUUGAGCAAUCUCACAAAUGGUGAAUUUCCUACCAAAUUCAUUGAAGAGGACUUUAGAAUCUUGAGGGAAAAUAGGAUUGAGGGCAUCGCAUUCCUGGCACUGACGGAGGAGAAACUUGAGAGGUAUGGUAUGAAAGGUGGACCUGCGAAUAUCAUUGUUGACUACAUCAAAAAAUUGAAGGCAUCCUUCGAGCGAAGUCCACCAUUCUCAGGGAAAACCACACUCACAGAGCUUCUCAGUAUCUACCUUAGAAGGCUCGGACGAACAGUCAUAACCAUAACUAUCCAAGAAAGUGAAAAACAUUUUUCCAGCGAAGAAGCCUUCGAUGCUUUCUGGAUAGCAGAAGCCGGGAUAUCUUGGAGCAGCUGUGUCAAUGCCGAAGUGCAGACAGACAUUUUGGUGGAUGAGGCCCAAAUCCUGUAUAGACAUGCUCCUUGGUUCUGGAGCCAUUUGAAAAUUCUUAUGCAGGGCAAGAACUCCCUCAUGCGUGUUUUGCUCGUAAGCAUGUAUGGUGAGCUAUCUGGGAAUUGCAUCAGCACACCAAUCACAUUCCCACAGUCCCUUGGACUAGAUGACCUGCGACUGCCUCGUCGCGAAUUUGACACCCUUGUGGAGAACUUCAUCAACAUUCGUUACAAGCCAGGUUUCACGAUCCCAGACUCCACACGAGAUGCUGUUUUCAAAAUCACGGGUGGGCAUGCUGGCCUUGUCCGGGAGACACUAAGGCUCCUGCGUGAUCGCAGUGGAGACGGGUGUCGAGGUGACGAGAUGAACUGCUUCCUAGUCUCCCCCAGCUAUCAGGGCCUUCAGCAUCAGGGCUUAUGCUCGUUUUACUGGAUGCAGAGUUGGGUACCAGAUGCUGAUGAAAUUGAGGAUCUUCCGAAGUCAGCUGAUAUAGCCACUCGACUCAUUCACCAUGGGAUCAUCACUCAUGCAGCUGGAGAGCGCAUGCAGUUUGCAGCACCAAUCAUGCGCAUCAUGUUAGGCCAACGUCUCUUCUAUGCACCAGCUUCGUUGCGCUCGAAAUUGCCGGCUGCACGAAACUUCGAAAAUUUCCUAUUGCGCGGAUAA
This is a messenger RNA of Paraglomus occultum, 1734 nucleotides long. NCBI's taxonomy places the organism in Eukaryota, Fungi, Glomeromycota, Glomeromycetes, Paraglomerales, Paraglomeraceae. The record is from the annotation of a GenBank genome assembly.